This is a messenger RNA of Neoarthrinium moseri, 1395 nucleotides long. RefSeq lists its product as uncharacterized. Gene Ontology annotation, molecular function: oxidoreductase activity, acting on paired donors, with incorporation or reduction of molecular oxygen; monooxygenase activity; iron ion binding. The record is from RefSeq and is a predicted model, not a curated record. The transcript has 5 exons. Bases 1 to 1395 code for a protein of 464 amino acids. Lineage: Eukaryota; Fungi; Ascomycota; Sordariomycetes; Amphisphaeriales; Apiosporaceae.
AUGGAUACCAUAUUCCAGUAUGCCGCGUACUGCGUCAUUACCCUGCUUCUAGUUGUCCUGGGCUCCCGUCUGGUUUUCAACCCUCUUAAGGCAUAUCCGGGUCCCUUCCUGGCCCGGCUUACAAACGGAUACGCUGGUUGGCACGCCAUAAAGGGAGAUAUCCAUCUCGUUACAUACCGAGAUCAUCUUAAGUAUGGCCCUGUUGUCCAGCAAGCUCCGAACAGACUCGUUUUCAACACCUUGACUGCCAUCCAGGACAUAUAUUUGAACCCUCGAGUUGCAAAGGCUCGAAUCUAUGCGAAUGCCCGUUUCAGAAACACGCCGAGCGUCUUUACGGCCCUUGAUAGAGCAGACCAUCGUCGUCGGCGCAGGGUCGUCGGGCAAGCCAUAUCUGAACGCUCAAUGCGCGAAUUCGAACCAACUAUGAUGUCUCAGAUUGACGUUUUCCUCGUGCAGCUUCUGCACUCCAGCCGGCAGGGACAGGUUGUUGAAAUGACAUCGCGUUGCAAGUGGCUCGCCAUGGAUGUUAUAGGUCUCCUUGCGUUUGGUGCUUCUUGGAAGACGCAGACGGAAGAGACACUGCGAUUUCUGCCUAAGGUGUUCGCUGCCCUCAAUCCCCGAGUGUAUAUGUUCAUGAACUGGCCAAAAACGCACAAGAUUGAUCCGGGUGUGCAAUGGCUAGUCAGGGGACGCAUCGAGAGGUUUCGUGGAACUACCACAGCGACGGCUAUGUGUACGAUCUUCUAUUACCUUUCACGAAACCCGUCAGCUUACGCCCGACUCGCUUCCGAGGUGCGGACGACGUUUUCAUGGGGCAGUGAAAUCCGAAAUGGACAAGACCUCACGGGCUGCAAGUAUCUCCGUGCCGUCAUCGACGAGUCAAUGCGCAUCUGUCCUCCAACACCAGGCGUGAUGUGGCGUGAGAGGGACCCUCUCUCUAACGAGCCUCUCGUUGUGGAUGGGCACGUCAUACCGCCAGGAACCUUGGUUGGUGUUGGCACUUAUAGCUUGAUGCACAAUCCCGAUUACUUCCCGGAGCCAUUUGCUUUUCGUCCGGAGCGCUGGUUGGAAGGAGAUGCAGAGACCCCCGAACAAAAGGAGACACGGGCGAAUAUGCGACGCGCCUUCAUCCCCUUCAUCCUGGGAGACCGUUCCUGUGCAGGCAAGGCUGUGGCUUACCUCGAAAUGAGCCUGACUGUGGCCAAGACGAUGUGGUAUUUCGACUUCGAGAGGGCUCCAGGGCAGGCGGGGGAACUUGGAAGUGGACGAAAAGGUUUGACUGGGGGGAGAGAUCGGCCAAAUGAGUACCAGCUUUACGAUUGGUUUAUGGCAGACCACGAAGGGCCGAAUUUGGUUUUCCAGCCACGAGGGAAACAUUGGGAGGAGUUGACCUAA